Molecule: messenger RNA, 1876 nt
Organism: Rhododendron vialii
Lineage: Eukaryota; Viridiplantae; Streptophyta; Magnoliopsida; Ericales; Ericaceae
Product: ammonium transporter 3 member 3-like
Exons: 3
Coding region: 202-1629 (475 amino acids)
Biological process (GO): ammonium transmembrane transport
Cellular component (GO): plasma membrane
Molecular function (GO): ammonium channel activity
Source: RefSeq, a predicted model, not a curated record
GAAUUUGAACCAUACAAAUCAAAUUCUGAGAAGAUUUCGGCGUCGUGAUUCCUGGACCGUAGAAACUGUUGAUACUAAAUUAAGACUACCGUGUAACGUUGGAGCUUUCUAUAUAACAAGUGCGUUGGUAACUGAGACAUUGCGAGAAAGGACAGAGAGCGAACAAGGCAACAGAAACCUAUCCGAAGUCCGAACCCAAAGAUGGCGGCCGCGGUGGUGGUGCUUCCGGUGGCGUACAACACCUCCGCUGCCGUUCCCGGCUGGCUAAACAAGGGAGAUAAUGCUUGGCAAAUGGUCUCGGCCGCGCUGGUCGGCAUGCAAGCCAUGCCGGGCCUGACGAUCCUUUACGCAGGCCUCGUGAAGAAGAAAUGGGCCCUCAACUCCGCCUUCAUGGCUCUCUACGCCUUCGCCGCCGUCAUGCCAUGCUGGGUUCUGUGGGCUUACAAGAUGUCCUUCGGUAACCGCCUCAUCCCCUUCUUGGGGAAACCGGGCCUCGCCGUCUCCCAAGAUUAUUUGAUCCCACAAGCCUUUCUCCCCUCAACCCAUUACGUGGACGGGACAUCAGAAACUCCGGCGUUACAGCCGUGGUAUCCUAUGGCUACAAUGGUGUUCUUCCAGUUUGCGUUUGCCGCUGUGACCGUGAUACUCCUCGCCGGGUCCGUGUUGGCUCGGAUGAGUAUCAGGGCUUGGAUGGUCUUUGUGCCACUUUGGAUCACGUUUUCUUAUAGUGUUGGAGCGUUUAGCGUAUGGGGUGGAGGGUUCCUAUUCCAGUGGGGAGUCAUGGAUUAUUCCGGCGGUUACGUUGUUCAUCUAGCCUCCGGCGCUGCCGGAUUCACAGCUGCAUAUUGGGUGGGACCAAGAUUGAGGGAAGACCGGGAAGAGUUUCCGCCGAAUAACCUCUUACUAGCACUGGCUGGAGCUGGAAUUCUGUGGAUGGGUUGGACAGGUUUCAACGGAGGCGAUCCUUUCGCUGCCAAUGUGGAUUCCUCCCUCGCAGUUCUAAAUACCCACAUAUGUGCAGCAACCAGUCUCCUUGUGUGGACUUGCUGGGAUGUUCUGUUUUUCAAGAAACCAUCAGUAAUUGGAGCAAUUAAUGGAAUGAUCACUGGAUUGGUUUGCAUCACUCCUGGUGCAGGUCUUGUGCAGGGAUGGGCUGCAAUUGUAAUGGGUAUAGCUUCUGGUACCGUUCCUUGGUACACGAUGAUGGUCUUGAGCAGAAAACUGUCAUUGCUGCAGAAGGUUGACGACACUCUAGGCGUCCUUCACACUCAUGCUGUUGCUGGAAUCCUCGGCGGGGCCCUAACUGGACUCUUUGCUCAUCCAGACCUCAGUAGCCUUUUUCUGGCAGUACCCAAUUCGAAUGGAGCCUUCUAUGGCGGAAACGGUGGAGUGCAAUUCCUUAAACAGUUGGCCGGCGCUGCUUUUAUUAUAGGCUGGAACGUGGUAGCCACAUCUAUUAUUCUGGUGGUCAUUAGGGUAGUGAUACCUCUCCGGAUGUCCGAGGAAGAGCUCAGGAUUGGGGAUGAUGCGGCCCAUGGAGAAGAAGCCUAUUCCCUUGCCGGACAAGGACAGAGGGAGAAAUUUUCAAACAAUGGAAGAAUCCAACUUGUUGAGAGCCAGAUUCCCUAACUCAGCAUCCGGCCCAACGAACCGACUACUCUAGUUUCAUGUGAAAAGAGAAAUAUUCAGCAACAUUAAAAUGCAGGAAAAAAGAACGAUGUUUUGAUGUAGAUGAAGCAAUUCAGAAAGAUAGGUUCAGCAGUUUCAAUAGAUUCUUUAUGUGAAUGUACCUAUAUUUUUUUGCUUAAAUUGUAUUUGUAUUUGUUUCUCAGUUGUAUGAUGUGGUCUACUGUAAAUAUGCAGCUUUUGAAUUGAA